UUGAGCCAUCACGCUCACCGUACUGGUUGCGUGUCCAACAUUUCGCGCGAGUUUUGAUAUAGGAAACUUAUUGUUGGCGUAAACUGUAGGGUUUUUUGCUUUAAAGGGUUUACUUAACAUCUCAGUGGAAGCGCUGCGUUUAAGCUGAACACGACGAUCAUGUAAGGUUUCAAACAUUCACUUAGAGGAAACACCAAACAUGAGGAGGAGCCUGGCGCCCAGUCAGCUGGCUAAGCGCAAACCAGCCGGACAGGCCUGCGGUGACCGGGGGCUCACAGGAAACACCGAGAAGAGAAGGAAAGUGGAUGGGAUGAGGGAGAGUCACAUUUCUCCCUACAGGGAGCCUCUGACACAACUUAACAAGUGGCCUGGAAGCAUGGAAGCUGACAGACAUGAGUCAUUUAUCCGAAGCAUUCUCUCCAAGCCUUUUAAAAUUCCUAUUCCCAAUUACACAGGUUCACUAGGCAGCAAAGCACUUGGCCUAAAGCAUACAGGAGUAAGGAAAUCGCUCCAUGAUCCAUUUGCAGAAGAUGCUUUGGUUCUUUAUGAGCCGCCGACUCUGAGCGCUCAUGAUCUGAUCAAAGCUGACAAGGAAAAGCUUCCAGUUCAUGUUGUUGUGGAUCCAGUAUUGGGAAACGUUCUCAGACCCCAUCAGAGAGAGGGAGUGAAGUUCCUUUGGGACUGUGUGACUGGCAGACGCAUCCCUGGAUCCUACGGCUGCAUCAUGGCUGAUGAGAUGGGCCUGGGAAAGACUUUGCAGUGUAUCACUCUCAUGUGGACCUUGCUACGCCAGAGCCUUAAUGCCAAGCCAGAGAUAAACAAGGCAAUUGUGGUUUCACCAUCUAGUCUGGUUCGGAACUGGUAUAAUGAAGUAGGAAAGUGGCUUGGAGGUCGUAUUUCACCAGUGGCAAUCGAUGGGGGCUCAAAGGAGGAUAUUGAUAAGCAACUAGUGAACUUCAUGUCCCAACAUGGUUUGAAAGUAGCAACACCCAUCCUGAUAAUUUCUUAUGAGACAUUUCGACUUCAUGCUGACGUCCUACACAGGGGCAAAGUUGGACUUGUGAUCUGUGAUGAGGGGCAUCGACUGAAGAAUGCUGACAACCAGACUUACCAGGCUCUGCAUGCUAUGAACGCCCAGCGGAGAGUGCUGAUAUCAGGCACUCCAAUCCAGAAUGACCUGCUGGAGUAUUUCAGUCUGGUCCAUUUUGUAAAUGCUGGAAUCCUUGGUACUGCCCAGGAGUUUAAGAAGCGAUUCGAGCUUCCCAUUCUGAAGGGUCGGGAUGCAGACGCCAGUAACAGAGAUAGAGAGGAAGGAGAAAAAAAACUCAAGGAACUCAUCAGCAUCGUCAACAGGUGUUUGAUUAGGAGAACAUCGGAUAUCCUGUCAAAGUAUCUUCCUGUGAAAAUUGAGCAAGUUGUGUGCUGCAAACUAACUCCUUUGCAGAUAGAACUGUACAAGCGCUUUCUGAAGCAGGCCAAACCCACAGAGACAUUGCAGGAAGGCAGAAUCAAUGUCUCCUCACUGUCUUCUAUCACAUCUCUCAAGAAGCUGUGUAACCAUCCAGCUCUCAUUUAUGACAAGUGUGUUGAAGAAGAGGAGGGCUUUGAGGGCGCUCUCGAUCUGUUUCCUGCUGGUUACUCCACUAAAGCACUUGAACCUCAGCUGUCUGGUAAAAUGGUGACUCUCGACUACAUUUUGGCUGUGACGAGAUCCACAACUGGUGACAAAGUGGUGCUGGUUUCCAACUAUACUCAAACACUGGACCUCUUUGAAAAGUUGUGCAGAUUUAGAAGGUACCUCUAUGUUAGACUGGAUGGCACAAUGUCUAUCAAGAAAAGGGCUAAGAUCGUGGAAAAAUUCAACAGUCCACAAAACCCUGAAUUUAUUUUCAUGCUGAGCAGCAAGGCGGGUGGAUGUGGCCUCAAUCUGAUUGGUGCCAAUCGCUUGGUAAUGUUUGAUCCAGACUGGAAUCCAGCCAAUGAUGAGCAGGCAAUGGCCCGUGUGUGGAGAGAUGGCCAGAAGAAGACCUGUUACAUCUACAGACUGAUCUCUACUGGAACCAUUGAGGAGAAGAUCCUGCAGAGACAAGCCCAUAAAAAAGCCCUGAGCAGCUGUGUGGUGGAUGAGGAGCAGGAUGUGGAGCGUCACUUUUCUCUAGGCCAACUUAGAGAACUCUUCACACUCAAUGAAGAAACUGUCAGUGACACACAUGACAAGUUUCACUGCUGUCGCUGUGUAAAUGGCAGAGAGGUCCGACUGCCUCCAGAAGGUGCUGACUGUACCAGUGACCUUUCCCAGUGGAACCACUGCUUUGACAAGAAGGGACUGAGGGACCAAGUGCUGAAAGCCUCCUGGGACAGUGCUGUCUCCUUUGUCUUUCAUCAACGCUCUCAUGAGGAUCAGAAGGGUGUUAUAUGAAACGGGAAUUGAACUAAAUGUUUUAAAUUUUCUGUAGAUACUUAUUUAUUUGGAUUUACUUUUUGACUUCUACUGUUCCCUCUUGUGUUUAAUAAAACAGGAUCACAUAUGCAGCCAUAUUUACAGUGGAAGACAUGUUGGAAGGUCAUUAACCUCCACAAAUGUAGCUGUGGCAGGCAUGUCUCUAAUGUGUAGAGAUUGCACUGCUAUGUGGUAAACGCUGGUGAAAUAAGGUUCAGGUGGGUGUUGGUGCAUUGGUGUCAUCCAGUUUUCGUUUCUUUAUUUAGCAAAAACUUAUUUUAUGCAAACAUUUUUCUUAGGAGCUCCAAUUCCUAUACUGCCGUCUGUAAUUACUGAAAGGUGUGCUUUAAAAUGUCCAGACAUUCCAGUGUCUUCCAAUAAACUUAUAACAUUCAAAUCUGUA
Poecilia reticulata (guppy) is the source of this 2843-nucleotide messenger RNA. RefSeq names its product RAD54 like (gene rad54l). Gene Ontology annotation, cellular component: nucleus. The record is from RefSeq and is a predicted model, not a curated record. NCBI's taxonomy places the organism in Eukaryota, Metazoa, Chordata, Actinopteri, Cyprinodontiformes, Poeciliidae. Gene Ontology annotation, molecular function: DNA translocase activity; ATP binding. Gene Ontology annotation, biological process: reciprocal meiotic recombination; double-strand break repair via synthesis-dependent strand annealing.